AUGCCAACCGACACACCGUCUUGCAAAGAAUACACCGACCGACACAUUUAUUGCCACGGCUAUAGCCCCAAGCCUGCCUGGAUAGACGGUAGCGCAGAAGAGCAGAAGGAACGAGCCCGCAUCAAAACUGCGAUUAAUCAGAAUUUUCGUCAUGUCAAGAAGAUACAGAGUCGCGCUCGCCGGAGUCGAAGCGUGAGGGAUACAGUUAUCACACCUCCGCAUCUUUCGUCAUCUCCAUCUCUACCGCAACCAGCGGAAAGUGUGAUCACAUCACACUGUGAUACAGAAGCUCUGAACCGCCCUGAUGAACAGGGCAAAAUUCUUGCCUAUAAUGAUACCAUUAAGGAUUGCGGGGUGCCUUGUGAAAGCAGCCUAAACCCCAACGAACUUGAUGAUCAAGAGCAAUUUCUAUAUCAUGACUCUCAAUCUCGAUUAGGAAAUCGGGGUUGGCUUUUCUUGCUAUUGAUUAAACGAGGGCCUCUCUACCACGCAAUUUUGAGCCUGUCCUCACUCCAUUAA
This is a messenger RNA of Penicillium daleae, 519 nucleotides long. Its product is annotated as C6 transcription factor. The transcript is spliced from 4 exons. Lineage: Eukaryota; Fungi; Ascomycota; Eurotiomycetes; Eurotiales; Aspergillaceae. Bases 1 to 519 code for a protein of 172 amino acids. The record is from RefSeq and is a predicted model, not a curated record.